AUUAUUUCGUAUUCGCAGUCGCUGCAGCACUUGCACUGAAAUAUAAAUCGCGUGAGUACCUAUUUCCUAAAUUAACAUAGACAAAAAUGAUCACGUUCGAAACUCUAAUAUCGUUGGUCACGGACAUCAAUACGUGGACGGCAUUUCUCUUACUAAUGGUUUUCGGAUUAUACUUCUGGGACGUCAACAAGUCUUCGGCGGAAUAUCGACGGCAAAUCGUAUCUUUACCGUCACUGACGAAAACUCAUUGGGCCCGUUUGAAAUUAAUCGUGAACCUAACCAAUAUCAAUGCACGGGGUAAGUACACGCAGCUCUUUUAGUACUAUAUUUUGGUUAAUCGAUUAUUUGUUGAUAAUUAUUUGAAUAUGUACUACAGGAACCUACCGACGUUUUAGCUAUUAUUAUUUACAUACGUAUAAGAGGUACCUAUGUGUUCACCACGGUUAUAUUGUGAACGCAAAAUUUGGAUUUAAUUUUCGAUUACACGUCGGUUGGCACAUUUUAUUUUUUUAUCUAUUUUGUAGCUUUUAUCAAAAAAAACCCAUUCAAAAUCUGUUGAACAGCAGUUAAUCAUUAUAAGACGUAAUAAUUAUAAUUACGUCUGAUUUGAAUCUCGUACACACAAAAUGGUCCGUAUUUUUCAUAACUAUCACUUUUAACUCACUGAGGAUCCUGUAAUAAAGUCUUUAAGAGGGUAUCAUAGUAACGUUUAUCGUUUCUGUUUAUCUAACUGGCUAUUGCCCAUGAAAACACAUGUUUGCUAUAUUUAGCGAAACUGUCGUGCUCCCAAUAGCAUUCAGAAUCGAAUAGACUUAAAACAAAAAUUAUUUCACCAAAUUAAAUCAAUGCAAUAUUAUAAUAUUAUUAUAUUUGGUCUGCAAUUUAUUUUCAGAUAUUUUACCUAUAUUUUACGGCUACCUCAAAAAUUAUGGGUCGUUGGUCCACUUUGAAGGUUUGGCACAUCAUUAUGUCAUUAUGAACAAUCCAGACGACAUAAAGGUAUAUCCUGUUGUAUAUUAUCAAAACGAGAAAAAUGCAUUUAUACCAAUAAUUUGAAUAAUGUUUUGUAGAUUCUGUUGUCGGACAUAAAACAUAUAACAAAAGGCCCGGAUUAUAAAAUGCUCGAACCGUGGUUGAACACAGGACUUUUGACCAGCACCGGUACAAUAAUGACAAUAAUCUUCUUCUUCACUGUCAUCCCGUAUUCAGUGACAUUUAUACCAAAUUUCCUUACGGCCUUUGUAUUGUCACAAUGUCCCACUAAAUUGUUUACCGACUGCCGUGAAAUGUAUUUUAUGUACUGCCUUCCGUUUUUGCAUUCUUAGAGUUUAAGAUCUUUUUCUAUAUUAAAUUUAACCAUCUCUUCCAUACUCUAUUAUUAUGAGUAUUUUUCCUAUAUGGUAUCAUGUCUACUUCAUAACCAUAAUAACAAUACCUGCAAUACAGUAUAUGACAUUAAUAACGAUGUGUAAAUCUAUCGAAACCGUUUCGCAGAUGAAAAAUGGCAUUCCCGGAGAAAAUUGUUGACCAACACGUUUCAUUUUAAAAUAUUGGAGUCGUACGUGCCGGCGCUCAACAAACACUCCCUACAGUUGGUCAAAAACUUGGUCAAAGCGUCCGCUUUAAACGACGGGAUCGUCCGAGACGUAGAAUCUUAUGUGUCGCUCUGCGCGCUGGAUAUUGUGUGCGGUACCUACUUAUUAUUUAUUUUGUCGAUCUUUUUUUUUUUUUUUAAUUAAAUGUUUUUUUUUUUUUUUUAAAUUGUUUACAGAAACAAUUAUGGGUGUAAAUUUACGAUCUCAAGAGCACAAAUCGGUCGAUUACGUCAAAGCGAUCAAAAAGUAAGUAAACAUGUUUCGUAUUAAUUUAAAUUCGCCAUAACGUACCUAAUAUAGACAACUUUAAUUCUAAUUUGUACCAUAUUAUAAUUUGUCUAGUGCCAGCAAUGUAUGCAUUCAACGAAUUUUCACGUUCUGGUAUUGGAACGAAACCAUCUUCAAUUUUACUAAUCUCGGUAGAAAAUUUCGUAAAUCGCUUAAACUAUUACACGGUUUCACUGAAAAUGUAACUAUACAGUCACAUCACGUGUUCAUCGAAAUACCUAUGCCUGUUAGACACAUUAAUAAUUCAGUUGUAUUUAUGAUAUUAUCAGGUUAUAAAGGAAAGGCGAGAUAUCUUAAAGAAUGGUGAACAUAAAACAAGUCCAACAAAUGGCUAGUCAAUCAAUAUAAAUAAAUAAUGAGAUGACGACAAUUUUGUAAUUCGUACCUAUAUUAUAUUUUAAUUGUGAUUUUAUUUUAAUAUUUAGUUAAGAAACGAGUGUAUUCCUUUUUGGAUCUUUUGAUCGAAACUUCCAAUGAAAAUCCCGACAUAAUGACUGACAAAGAUAUACGUGAAGAAGUGGAUACGUUUCUUUUUGAAGGACAUGACACUUCUUCGAUCGCCAUGACCAUGGCCAUAGUUCAUUUGGGACUGAAUCGAAGUAUGCAAGUAUGUGUAUUUUAAAUGUUCAAUUUUAUUUUAUUUUUCGUUUACUGUUGUAGUUAAAUAUACACUUGCUUAGAAAUUUAAAUAACGCAGCCAUAAAUAUAAAAUCUACGUUAUGUAAUAACGUAUUUAUGUAUGAGAUAUAAUAAGUAAUGUUACUUUUUUUAUGUAAAAAAGUUGAAUAGCCUGUUCUUUAUUCGUUUAAGUUAACCUACUCGUUUACGGUACUCGAUUUGUACCGCAAUGGUUUUUUUGUUUUCAACAGGAUUCGGUCAGAGACGAGCUUUAUGGAAUAUUCGGCGACAGCGACCGGCACGCAACAAUGGAAGACCUUAAAGCGAUGGUGACGUUGGACCGGGUUAUAAAAGAGACGAUGAGACUUUACCCGAGUGUGUCGGGUAUUAUGCGAAUGCUUAAAGAACCACUCUACCUCAGUGCGUAUCAUCGUGUGCUAAAAAGACGUUAUGUCAGAUUUUUCCAAAAAUGUGAAUUCAUUUCAUUUUUAUUCAUAAAAAUGUAUAUAUUUUUUUGGUCUGAAUGAAUUCAGUCUGGCAUACAUUCUUAUUGAAUAACAUUCCAAUUAGUAUUGUAUUAUAAUACACCACGAGUAUAAUAAUAAAACUAUAAAACCAUUUUUAUAUUUUUAUUUGCAUGACCGCGAAUGUGGUUGACAUUUUUUUUUUUUAGAUAAGUACACGAUACCACCGAAAACAGUAGUGGUCGUCAGUCCACACAUAUUACAUCGUGACGAAAACACGUACCCCGAACCGGAAGUGUUUAACCCCGACAGGUUUUUACCGGAACAAUGCGCUGAACGUCACCCAUUCGCGUAUCUACCGUUUAGCGCUGGACCAAGAAAUUGCAUAGGUAUACAAUAUAUUACCUAAAUAAUAUGCGUGAAUGACAAAUCAUUUAUCAUUUACAUCUGAUCAUUUAACUUGAAGAGUUAAAUCAAUGACUUUUUUUUUUUUGUUAAUUUGUAAAUUGUUCUUAUAGUUUAAAUCGACUAAAUCUAGUAGAUUAUUUCUAUUUACUCGCCUAACUUUUUAAAUAACUAUACUUACACUAAUGUUUACUUAUUUCGUUGUAUGAUUUAUUUUGUAAAUGUUUUUAGUCCUAAUUUAUCUACAUAAUAUUAUGUUGUAGGCCAAAAAUUCGCGAUAUACCAGAUGAAAAUGGUUUUAUCGACAAUCCUGAGGUACGUGAACAUAGAGACUUUGGGAACGCAACAGGACAUUGCCGUCAGUACGGAAUUAGUAUUGAAAGCUGAAAAAUUGCCUAAUUUAAAACUGAAUGUAUUGAAAACUGUUGAAAAUUGUUGAAACCGUCAUUUCAAUAAUAAUACAAUCGAUCAAUACAACGUAAGGCACUCAAGUUAUCUUCGAAAGUAUUAUGGUUAUGUGGUAGUGAUGGUUUCAUCCACCAACAUAAACGUGACAAAAAAUAAGGGUAACGUAUCGUUUUAGACAUACUUGUUUUUAAAUUGUCCAAAAAAAAAAAAUUCCGAAAAAAGUGAUUACUUUCCGAGAUAAAGAGUGUCUUUUGAAAUGCAUUGAUUGAUUUGAUGCACAUUGAUCGCUUUUUAUUGUAAAUUAUUGAACGACAAAUCAUAAUAAUUUUAAAAACACACUAUAAUAUUCGUAAUAAUAAUAACACCAAAUGUUAAUAUAAUUAAAUAAUAAUACUAAUAUAAUAUUCGUAAUAAUAUACGUCAUAUUAUGACGUACAGUAUAAAAUCUAUCAUGUGC
Messenger RNA from Cinara cedri, 4235 nucleotides. Lineage: Eukaryota; Metazoa; Arthropoda; Insecta; Hemiptera; Aphididae. The record is from the annotation of a GenBank genome assembly.